This is a messenger RNA of Puccinia triticina, 1944 nucleotides long. RefSeq lists its product as uncharacterized. The record is from RefSeq and is a predicted model, not a curated record. Gene Ontology annotation, cellular component: nucleolus. Gene Ontology annotation, molecular function: GTP binding. Lineage: Eukaryota; Fungi; Basidiomycota; Pucciniomycetes; Pucciniales; Pucciniaceae. Bases 1 to 1944 code for a protein of 647 amino acids. The transcript is spliced from 5 exons.
AUGCCAAAGAUCAGGAAAAAAACUUCAAAGAGAUCGACGACUAGGAUGAAAGAGAAAAUCAAACACAAAGUUAAAGAAGCACACAAGAAAGCUAAGAAAAACUCGAAGAAGGAUGUCACCUGGAAAUCUAGAGUCAAGAAAGAUAUCGGAAUCCCUGCCUUGUUUCCUUUCAAAGAUCAAUUACUGGCAGAACAGCAACAAGCCAAACUACAGCACGCCGAAGAAAAGCAAGCCCAGCGACAGAAUGCCUCUACCAGUGCUGCUGCCAGCGCAGCCGCUCUAGCAGAACUCAUGGAUAAUGAUCCUUCGAUGGACUUGGAUCAACCGCUCGACGAACAGGAUCAAGACCUUCCCGAUGACCCCGCUCUUACCACCUCCUCAAUCAGAGCACACGCAAAAUCACUACAGAAAGUCCUGGCCUUAUCGGACGUCCUGAUCGAAGUCUUAGAUGCUCGUGAUCCACUAGGUACCCGUAGUCUUCAGCUGGAGCGAGAUGCCGUACAGCAGGGCAAGAAGGUCCUGUUGGUUUUGAACAAGGUCGAUCUAGUACCCAAACAGAACGUCGACAGUUGGCUGGCUUAUCUCCGACGCUCUUGGCCCACUUUGCCUUUCAAAAGCUCAACGCAGUCUCAGCGGAAUAACCUUUCUUCCAGGGGGUCUCAGGCUUCUGGCCGAGAGAAUUCAUCCUCCGCCAACGCUUGUUCGAUCCAGCCCUUGAUGCAACUUUUAAAAAACUACGCAAGACGGUCGACAGUCGUUGACCCCAGUCAGCCUUCAUCCACCGUAAAAGGCGUCAAAUCUCUUGCGUCGAUCACCGUCGGUAUCAUCGGUUUCCCUAACGUAGGCAAAUCAUCACUUAUCAACACUCUCAAGCGAAGCCGGGUAUGCGGCGUCGCCCCAACACCUGGAUUCACAAAGGAGGUCCAGGAAAUCGUGCUUGAAAAAGGUCUCAAGGUGCUCGACUGUCCGGGUGUGGUACUUUCGAUCGACACGACAAAUUCCGAGACUGCGGCUGCACAUGUCCUCAGAAACGCGGUCAAAAUCGAACAGAUCCUCGACCCACUCGCCCCGGUGGGUGUGAUACUUAAUCGGUGCAAGACCGAGCAUCUGAUGUUGCUCUACAACAUCCCGGCAUUCACAUAUCCUGGGCAAUCCGAAGAUGAAAAGCUGAAAGAGUUUUUGAUCCAAGUCUCCCGCAGUCGGGGUCGCGUCAAGAAAGGUGGAAUACCUGACCUACAAGGUUGUGCCAAAGCCAUCCUUCAAGACUGGAAUACCGGUCGGAUACCGUAUUAUACCGUCCCUCCACCAUUACCCAAGGGUGAAGAAAAGUCGAAAACAUCAACUAACACUAACGAUCUCGGUACUUCUACGAUACUCAAUGAAUUGGGGGCUGAAUUCAAUCUGGACGCACUCUUUGCCGAUGCUGAUCGGGAUGUUCUUGGCCAAGCGGAACCUACGGAUAACGUUAUUCGGCCCGCCGUUCGUAUGACUUGUUCGAAUCCAGAGAACGCGGGUAGUGGUGAAUUGAAGUUACUAGGAGAGUCGGCUGACGACAUUGAAAUGCAUGACGAAAGGCCGGUAAAGCGAAGUCAAGAGAUCUCAGCGCCAGAGGUCGUUUCACUAGCACCCAAGAAAAAAUCGAAGCAGGUCAACUUCGCCACAACAACGUCAGCAGCGGCCAGCAGUAGUGGGACUACUAAGGCAAGUCAGCUGGAGCGCAUGGGCAUCUCUGCGCCGAUUGGGGAAAACAAAUUGAUCGCCAAACAGGCUCGUAAGGAGCGUAAGAAGCUUGCCAAGUCGAAAACCAACGUGAUCGAGGAAGACGAAAUCACAAUGGAAGAUGCCAAUAAUGUCAAUCAAACGACUGAACCGGUUGUAGAAGACCAAGCUUAUAGUUUUGCUGAUUUCUUUCAUGGUACUAAGGCCGUUGCCAGGACCUUUUAG